AUGUGGUUUCUCCAGGCCUAUUAUCCCGGGCUCAGUAUGGGAAUAGUGAUGCCAAUCUCAAUGGCCUCUGGUGUUUCGACAUCAAUUCUUCUUGAGACGGUAAUGCUACGCAUCGGCCGUGAUGGCUUGACUUGGCUUACGGCGAUGAGGACAGCUGUGGGCAUGAGUCUAAUCUCCAUGUUGACCAUGGAAGCAGCUGAAAAUGCAGUGGAUUACUAUCUGACGGGCGGGCAAGUUGCUCUUGAUGAUCCAUCAUUCUGGCUUGCUGCUCUGGUGUCAAUUGCAGCGGGCUUCUUGGCGCCUUUGCCGUACAAUUACGCGAGGUUGCGCAAGUACGGAAAAGCCUGCCACUGA
Molecule: messenger RNA, 354 nt
Organism: Fusarium fujikuroi IMI 58289
Lineage: Eukaryota; Fungi; Ascomycota; Sordariomycetes; Hypocreales; Nectriaceae
Exons: 2
Coding region: 1-354 (117 amino acids)
Source: RefSeq, a predicted model, not a curated record